Molecule: messenger RNA, 1931 nt
Organism: Styela clava
Lineage: Eukaryota; Metazoa; Chordata; Ascidiacea; Stolidobranchia; Styelidae
Cellular component (GO): trans-Golgi network
Source: RefSeq, a predicted model, not a curated record
CAUAUUUUUAAUCAAGUUAAUAACGACAAAUGAAAUUUAACGUAAAUCGAACGGAUUAUUGAAAACACGUUUCGUUUGCUGCAACACGAUUGUAUGCAAAGAAUGCAGAGGUCAAAAUGAAAUAACAUUCAUUAUCAAUGAGCGAGAGUGCUAAGCGGGGGUUUAGUCCGGAAGCGUGAUUAUGAAGACCACAUCCUCCUAUUUGUUGUUACAUCUUUUUGCGUUUACAUUGAUGGUGAUCACUAGUUAUGGAAAAUUCUGUAAAAAAAUAAAUUCAUGCAAAUGUGAAAUGGAUGAUGGUUCUGGGAUAAUCAAUUUACGAUCGUUAGCUCAUCCCGGAAAUCUUCCAAAAUGGACAUUGAGUGGUGGCGAUGGGUGGAUGUACAAAUAUAAUCCCUGUUUGGGAUAUUCACUGGGAAUAAAUUCUGAUCUUGCCGUGGGACAAGCGAGCACAUCAGGAUCAGCGUAUGACCUGGGUAUUCAAUCAUCUGCCGGAUAUAAUGUUACAGAUGAUGGCAAAGUUAUGAUAACAUAUUCAGCGAAAGAUGGGAAAAGAUCAUCUCGAAUUAUAUUGGAAUGUGAUCGUGAAACAAGAUUCGAUAGACUAGAGUUUAUUGGAGAAAUAAAAAUAACAGAAUAUGAUAUGAUGCUUAGUAGUCCAUGUGCUUGUCCAGGAUAUUGUGAUAAUUAUGGACUUUAUGAAAAUGUCGCCAAGAAUAUGAGUGGAUACUGGGAAAAUACAUAUGGUGGGAAAAGAGUUAUUCCAGAUACUCCACAACAAGCUAAAUAUCCAUGGUCAGAUGUUGGUACAUCCAUGGUAGCUUUGCUAUUGCAUGACAUUUUGCUGAUUGUCCUAAUCGCAUCCUGUAUCAUUGUUUUCGGUCGUUUCAAACGUAUUUGUCGGGGAAAUAAUCAUAUGUGCCAGCAGAAUACACAGCAUCAUUGUAGAUAUGUAAAAGAACGAGAUGACAGCAUUGAAUCUGGAUCUUCAAAAACAAGUGAAUAUCAUAAAGAAGCAAGGUUUGAAAAGGCUGCAUCGAAAACAAGCUUUCAUCAGGAAAAUGAAGAUGAUUGUGAAAAUGCGUCACAACAGAAGCUUAUUGUAAAGGUGGAAUAAAAGGCCAAAUUCAGAUCAGCAAAAGUUAACUUAUAUUUUCUAUAUACAAGAUUAAGUCAUUCUUGUUCUUAAAAUAUGUCAUUUUCUUUCACUGUCAAUAAUUUGGUAUCCACUGAAUUUGCAUUCUUCAUACUCCUAUCUAGUACUUAGAAAUAAUUUUAUUUACCAUGACAUCAAUCUCAAUUAUUGUUUAUGUAUAUUUGUUUGUGCCUUUUUUAUAUUUAUCAGCACUGUUUGCUACAUUUAGAUUAGUAGAACAGAUAUUAAUGUGCAAUCAUAUAUUCCAGUGUGUAAUUUGUUUUACAAUUUUUAAAGGUUUGGCUAUAGGAAAACGCAACAAUCACCAAUUAAUGGCACAGGUAUAUUUCAAUAUAAUUUAGGAUUUUGAAAAAAUUUUAGCUGCAACUUGUGUAGUGUUACCAGAAGAAUUUUGGAAUGACUGGAUAGUAUGGUAAAAUAGUACUGUUCCAUUUCCAUUAAUAGUUAUUUUUAUGUUCGGAAUAUCUUUAUAUUAUGUGUCUGUAGCUGUUUUGCACAGUUGUGUAUUUGUAAUAUUUGCACUAACUACUGGUACCAUCUUAUUUUUAAAGAUAAGGUUCAUGUGAAAUAUUUUUAGCACUUUUCAGUAAUUAAAAAAGCAACAUUACUUACUAUGCAUAUCAGUAUGAAUAAUAUAAAUAAUCAUGAGAUUAAAUAAUUAAUGCUAAUAAUUCUUCCAUCUAUUUAAUUUUUUUGCUCAGGCAUGCAAUUGUAUCAUUUUUAAUUUAUAUUAAUAUUAUGUUUGUAAUUUUUAUUAUAUCAAAAUUGGGACCAA